This is a messenger RNA of Aedes albopictus (Asian tiger mosquito), 4841 nucleotides long. RefSeq lists its product as uncharacterized. Bases 3084 to 4187 code for a protein of 367 amino acids. The transcript has 2 exons. NCBI's taxonomy places the organism in Eukaryota, Metazoa, Arthropoda, Insecta, Diptera, Culicidae. The record is from RefSeq and is a predicted model, not a curated record.
GUCGUGCACGUAAUGAGUACUUCAUUAGUCCUGUUCAAUGAAGUAGGUUGAACUUGCUUGAAGUUACUGCAUCCUGCGUCUGGUUUAUAUGGUGCAAGUUGUAGGAUAUUGAUGACAUGUGCUCGUUUUUAGGGGCAACGAGAAGAAACGGUCAUAGUAGUCGGGGACCUACAUGGAAGGGAGAAUUGACUGAGACGUGGUGACAUAAACACGCUGUUUCAGAGCGCAAGUAAUUGAAGAAUUAGAUUUUCCGUUCAUCAUCUGAUCGUGGUUUAUUGAAUCCAGGAUUGAAUCUUACUUUGAAUUCGAGCUAGACCCUACACAAGUGACUUGAUUCAAGUCAACUAAAAAUGCCAAAUGGAAUGUGAAUUACACGUACAAAUCGUAUAAACGCAACCAUUCAUUUCAGUUGAGCAAUUUUCAAAUGUUUUCACACCCCAUAUUGUGGCUUUAGUAUAAAAUUAAUUUUAUUCUGUUAUUCUGUUAUAAUCAACGCACCCCCUGGCCGUGGCCAAUCUGCGUUGUUUCGCUGGGCGAUACGUCUACCAGUAGACUUGUAUCUGCCCUAUGCUAAACCGAUUAGCAUAUCAAGUCCUUUCCACUGAUGAGUAGGCUCGAAUGUCCCGCCCCUCCCUAUAACCCAUAGGGGGAAAUAAGGAGUUUCCAGUUUCAAGUAUUGUAUUGAUUAUGACACCAACUCUUUCUAUUCCUUGGGAAAAAAUCACUAGACUUGGAUUAUCAGACUACUAUUAAUAAUGAACAUAAUUAAGAUACAAGUUUACAUACACAAUUGUAAAAGCAGUGUCAGAUACUUUAAAGUGAAUUGAAAAAUGUGAAUAAGAUAAAUUGUAAACUAUUUCGCGGCGACACGAAUGCUUCAAUAGUGUCAUAAAUAAAGGCGCAAACAAACAAAUAAUUUAUAUUGAAGUAUGCAUAUUGAAGUAUUUAUCUAUUAGCAAAGUAGUAGAAAGAGUUGGGUGCCUGAUUAUAAAAUUGUUGUACUUAUCUUGUGUGUUUCGGACAAGUCCCGUUUGUGUUGGCCAUUAGGACACUUCUUGCUUCAAAACGGUCGUUUCUGGAAUGGAAAGAGAAUAAUUGGCCGCACAACUCCGUAAAUGGGCGGCCCGCACAUAUUAGUAUAAUGUUGCAAUGAUUGGAAAUAAUAGAGUAUAAUUGUUAAUCUAUAUGAAUACUGCUACUAGUUCAGGUUUCUCACCCUCCACGAUUCUCUAGAUACUGUUAUAGCGUGUUUGUUGUAAAUUUGUUAAUAAGUGAAGCCUCCAAAACAGUUACGUGAAGUUGUAUCAAAAUUCUACAGAGUGUUGGGAAGGGGAGGGGAAAUAAACAUACUUCUUCCUACACCUAGCAGUUCGGAUCUUCUGUUCACACUGUCAUUCCAACCUUCUUUCAGUGUGAAACGUUUCUGGAUCUGGAACGGGUGGUAUCACUUUACGCUACUCUUCUAUCAUGAACAUAGAUAACUACUUUUAAAAAUAAAAGUUUUGUCCUACUACCUAUUUUAUACCUGAAAGAUGUUAAUUGGUCAAAUGUUUCGUUCGGCAAGUCUAUGUCCAUAUUGAUGAUACAACCUUUUAUUAAUGAGUAAUAAUGUUGCUCACAGUUGUGAGGCAAUAUAACAUUCAACUCGUUGAGGGCAAGUUAUGAACCUACAGAAAAUUUCUUAUUAGGCUGUUACCUCUAAAACUACUAAACACAUAUUGAAACGUGAAAUUGUAUUGUAAUAAUUGAUCCUAAUCUUAACCCUAUCACUGGAACGCGUUUGAAGCAAAUUGAUAUUGCUAAUGAUUUGGUUGGGCAUUAAAAGUUUUUUUGGUUUCGACAAUAGUCACAUACUAUGCCCUACGACAUUGACGAUUCUAUUGUCUAUGGCUCACCUAUUUCGUGCCACCCAGCAGGGACUUGGUCUGGUACCCAAUUCAGUAUAUCCGCUCCACGUAAUAUACCGCACCUCUUUUGAUUUGUGAUAUAUUACGCGGAACAUUACUCUCUUCAUUCGGAUAGCGGCUAUGUAACCCAUUGGAUUAAAAAAUAGAGGUAAUAAACUAUAGAGGGAGAAUGUCGCUGACGUCGCCGUCGCAACAUCUCUUGCUGGCAAAGAUAGGGAGGGAUAUAAGUGUCAAAGCGAAAAAGUAUGCAGUUUGACAGAUAGAUACCCGGGAUGUUUGCGAACGAGAACAAAGGGAACAGCAGCGACAUUCGUCCUCUAUAGUUUGUUAACUCUAUUGAUUAAAAGCCUCCAUCAAACAUGAAGCGAUUAAUCGGAGACUGAAGACUCUAUACCAAAUUUGGCUCAGAGACAGGUAAUCAGUGAGGUCAGUUUUUCUCGUUUGUCAGAGACGAUUGAUACGUAUUAAGACAAACUUUCCACUGCAUCUGCCAGCAAUAAUCGGUGAUCGAUCAACAUUCCGAGUACCCCAAUUUACACAAGAAUGCCAAGGAUCACCGCUCAUGCUUUACAAUACAGUUGGAAAAACUAGAACAACACCUGGCCACAAUGAUGCAUAAAGCACUAAAGCGGACCGGAAGUGUUGGUGAGCCAGCCCCCACCAGUAUAAAAUUAAUUUUAAAAGUCCAAAUUUAUGCUAUGCUCUCACUUAGCUUUUAUUGGUGUAAUCGACAUCGAAGACACCAUUGGUUACGUUUACGUAGACGUAGCAACUUUCCGCAUAGAGAAAUACAGUUUGUCCGUUUGUCUUAAUCUCCAAACAGUAAAUUUCUUGUAUAUGUUGUUGUUAAUGUAUAACAAAUAGUUGCUAUUAUGUCUGUUGUUAUGUUGAUUACAUUUUUAAAGCCUUUUGACUACCUGUAAACGAACACCGUUAUUGGACCCCUUGAAUAAAAUCAGUUGAAUGAUUGUUAGCGUAACAGACCAAGUGUGUUUUAUUUCUGAGUACCGAAACAUGGUGUCAGAAGUGGAGAAAUCAGCCAAAUAAUUCUAUUUUGAGCUGAUUCGUUCGAACAGUAAUCGAAAAGUCAUCGGUUUUUAAGUUCGUCGUCGUAGUUGCGCCGCGAGUUACGCGUAAAUAUCGCGGUUCGUAGUUCGCAAGGGAGGCCUCAUCAAGAUGGCGGAAGAAAUUGCUCAGCUGCUAAAGCAGCAGAAUCAAAUUUUCGCGUAUUGGGCAGAGCGAGUCGGAAACUUCCAGAUUACCAUCCCGAACCCAGCGUCGCCUGCACACCUAACCUCACAAUCGGUGCCGCUCCCUCCACCACUGUGUUUAGAAGGAGACAUGGAGGAGAACUAUACUUUCUUCGAAUCCAAUUGGAAAAACUAUGCAGUCGCCGUCGGCAUGAAUGACUGGCCCGAAAGUGAAAACAAGAAAAAAGUCAGUUUCCUAUUGUCGGUUGUUGGGACAGAUGCACUGAAGCGCUACUUCAAUUUUGAGCUCAACGAGCAGCAGAAAGCAUCUCCGGAGGCUGUAUUAGAUGCAAUCAAGGCGAAGGUGGUGCCAGUUCGGAACAUUAUUGUUGAUCGCCUUGAAUUUUUCUCCGCGAUCCAGAUUCCGACAGAAACAAUCGACGAGUAUGUGAGCCGUUUGAAGUUGCUAGGAAAACCGUGUCGCUUUGGUGCAUUGGAGCAGGAUAUGAUGGUGUUCAAAAUAGUUACUUCGAACAAGUGGCCCAAUCUGAAGGCGAAAAUGCUCACCAUGCCAGAUGUGAACCUGCCGAAAGCCAUCGACCUUUGCAGGAUGGAAGAAAUAACGGCCCGUCAUUCAAAGCAGCUGUCUUUGGAACCAUCAAUGGAUGUCAACAAAGUGACCGAUCAAGUUUGCAAGUUUUGUGGCGGUCGGCAUCCUUUCAAGCGAGGAGCGUGUCCGGCCUUUGGAAAACGCUGCGAUAAGUGUGGUGGAAAGAAUCAUUUUCAACGAGUCUGCAAAUCAAGUGGAUCAUCGGGAAAUCUGAAGCCAGGCAGAAGGGUGAACAUCGUACGCAGGUAUCAGGAUGUGUUCGAAGGAUACGGGAAAAUGGAGGGCCCCGUCACGUUGGAGAUUGACCAAGAAGUGAAGCCAGUAAUUCAGACACCCCGUCGUAUCCCGAUUGCCUUCAGAGAGGAUCUCCGGCGCAAGAUAAAUCAGCUGGCUCAAGACGGUAUCAUUCAAAAGGAAUCUCAACACACCGAAUGGAAACAUCGGAAUUCGAAGACCCUCCGCGGAACAGGUCCGUGGUAGAAACGUCGGAGAAUGUCGAUACAAGCUUUGGAGACGCAGACAUCGACGUUCCUUCAUCGAGACGAAAAGCUUGUAGAUCACCUGUCAUCGAACGGGCUCCGCGACCCAAGAGAGAAGUUAAAAUUCCUACUAAGUUUAAAGAUUAUGUAAUGUGAUAGUUAAUUUUCUUUUGUUUGGAAAAAAGGGAAGAUGUUGUUAUGUUGAUUACAUUUUUAAAGCCUUUUGACUACCUGUAAACGAACACCGUUAUUGGACCCCUUGAAUAAAAUCAGUUGAAUGAUUGUUAGCGUAACAGACCAAGUGUGUUUUAUUUCUGAGUACCGAAACAAUGUCAAAGAUUAUGAGGUUACGCAUUCGACUAUAAAUCACAGUCUUUACAAUCCAUACCAAUUGGUGACAUUAUAUUAUACUGUGCAGAUGUUGUUGAAUAUUGUGGAGAUAGAAACUGGCAAAUAAUGGUGGCAAUAUUAAAUCACCAUAUGUCAAACUGUUUGUGCUUAUUUUGUACAACACACUGACACACAUGCGUUAAAACUGUAAGUUACUAAUGUUGAACAAUAUAACAAACAGUUGCACGCAUUAGUAUUUGUGAAUCAAUGAAAGUCGGCUGAAGGCUGCAAACUUUCAAAACAAAGGGUAAAAAUUGAGAGCUGU